Molecule: messenger RNA, 1465 nt
Organism: Seminavis robusta
Lineage: Eukaryota; Bacillariophyta; Bacillariophyceae; Naviculales; Naviculaceae
Source: the annotation of a GenBank genome assembly
AUGGACAAACGUUCCACCAAGCAGAUCACUCCCAUUGACACUCACCAUGAUGCCGCUCACUUCCCCGCAACAAGCACACCCACCACCAGCUCCUUUCGACGUUCUCCGCUUCUCCAUUCCCUCAACGAUGCUUCUUUUCCUGCUACCGCCCCCUCGCAACGGCCUCCUUCCAUCACUUCCACCACGAUGGCCCACGCUCAACCCUUCUCGUCUCACUACCUCCCAGCUGCCUACACCACUCGACAUCACCAAUCCCAUCCUCCCGUGGAACCAAUCAAAGAACACCGCCAUCAACUCCCUCGGCCUACAAUCACCACUCCUGCAUCCGGCACCAUUCAAUCCACCGGCCGUGCCACUACCCACAGCCGCCUACUACACUCAAGCACUCGAAACCCCAUUCACAUUCCCACGGCAGCACCUCCCAUUGGCUCCCAUCCUCUUCCCCACGAACAACCCACCCAACACCAUUCUUCCGUGGAACAACCCAUCUUCUGCCGUUCUUCCGUGGAACAACCCAUCUUCCGCCGACACCAUCAAUCUUCCGUGGAACAACACCAUCACUCUUCCGCGGAACAACCAUAUCGCCCCAUCCAGCAGGCCCUACUAUCAUCCAUGUCCUCCAACUCAGAUCCUUCUACUGCAUCCACCACAUCCUACGCGACCACGCCACACAUCCCCCUGCCGUCACGAACCAACGACCUCCCCAUCCAACUACUCUUCGAAACAUUCACUCUGCAUCCACCCAUCAACCCACAAUUCCAGCACCUCUGGAAUUUCACUACAACUGAUCACCUCCCUCCCACUGCCUUCGCCACUGCCCCAGUUAUUACCCACCAUGGCCAAAACCAAAACCAAAAGGAGCCGUGCCAAACGUCGUCAAACCCCACCGCGAGCUCCAACACCACCGAUUCCUUCCUCCAAAGCCUCAGCAACAAUAGCAACAACAACUGCUCCAUCCUCCAGCCAAGAGAGCCACGGCAUAGGAGCCCAACCAGACCCACUCCGCCCAGACCCAAGCGUCGCCGCCGCAACAACAGUAGCCAUGAUAGCAAACCUGCUGCCACCACCCCUGCUGUCACCACCAAAGCUGCAACCAAUGCCACUACCAAAGCUCCACAGAAGAAGUCCCCCACUACCGCCAAACAUGCCUCUACUCCCAAAGAAGUAUCCACUGAGCCACACCCUGCAAAUGCAUCCUUUGCCUCUGGCCUCUCAUCCAAUCCCUUCUCUGUACUUGCUGAUGAUGCCAUGUCCGUUGCCUCUGAUGAUGCCACCCCCACCGAAGUAAACAUCCUCCAAGGCUGGUCCCCAGAUCCCCUGCUCCCAUCUCGAGUUGCUGCUGCCAUCCGUUCACUGCACAAAUACUAUGCCUUCGAACUCAACCCCACCUCCGAAGCAGUCAUCACCGACAUCCUCCUCCGAGCAGACAAGGUGUCGCCCCCACCCAAACGCCACACUGCUGUCA